GGAAGUGGUUCUCUGGCUGGGGUCUCGGUCAAAAAAGAACGCAAACGCGGACAACAGGGACGAGUGGGAAAGAGAGAGUCGGCGUGAGCUUCCAAACCCUAUUCUUCACCAUCAGUCUUUAAUACCUUCGCGCACAUCGAUUCUUGUUUUCGGGAAACCAUGCGCUGGUUUUGUUCCUUUGCUGGCUGAUAAUCCGUGGUUUUGGCUAAGGAUUUGUACUGAUUGGGGCUUAAUUUUUUGGGUAACGAAAUGGAUUUGGUAGCUAGUUGCAAGGAUAAAUUAUCAUAUUUUCGAAUAAAAGAGCUCAAAGAUGUGCUUACUCAAUUAGGUCUUUCAAAGCAGGGGAAGAAGCAGGAUCUUUAUGAGCGGAUAUUAGCCAUUCUCUCUGAUGAUCAAGUUGCCAGAUUGUGGGAAAAGAAGAAUCCUGUUGGAAAGGAACAGGUGGCAAAACUAGUAGAUGACACGUAUAGAAAAAUGCAGGUCUCUGGGGCCCCUGAUUUAGCAUCGAAGGGACAGGGUGUCUCCGAUAGUAGUAAUGUGAAAGUCAAAGGAGAAGUUGACGAGCACUUUCAAUCAGAUACAAAGGUUCGCUGUCUUUGUGGGAAUUCUUUGGAGUCGGAGUCAAUGAUUAAGUGUGAGGAUCCAAGAUGCCAUGUGUGGCAACAUAUUGGUUGUGUUAUAGUUCCGGAGAAACCUAUGGAAGGCAGUCCCCCAGUUCCUGACUUAUUCUAUUGUGAACUCUGUCGACUUAGUCGCGCUGACCCCUUUUUGGUUACGAUCUCAAAUCCUUUACAUCCUAUGAAGUUGACUACUACAAAUAUUGCAACUGAUGGAACAAACCCUGUGCAAAGUCUGGAGAAAACGUUUCAACUCGCAAGGGUGGAUAAAGACUUAUUGUCAAAACAAGAAUAUGAUGUUCAGGCUUGGUGUAUGCUUCUGAACGACAAGGUUCCAUUUAGGAUGCAGUGGCCGCAAUAUGCAGAUCUUCAGGUCAAUGGUAUGGCUGUUCGUCCUAUCAAUAGACCUGGUGCGCAACUGCUUGGAGCUAAUGGUCGUGAUGAUGGUCCACUUAUCAAAGCAUUCACAAAAGACGGAAUUAAUAAGAUUUCUUUAACAGUAUGUGAUGCUCGCAUUUUCUGUUUAGGUGUUCGAAUUGUAAAGCGGCGAACUGUUCAACAGAUUCUUAACUUGAUUCCCAAAGAUUCUGAUGGUGAGCAUUUUGAAGAUGCUCUUGCUCGUGUUUGUCGAUGUAUCGGUGGUGGAACAACUACAGAUAAUGCUGACAGUGACAGUGAUUUGGAAGUUGUUGCAGAUUUUUUUGGCGUAAAUCUACGUUGUCCGAUGAGUGGUUCGAGAAUGAAGGUUGCCGGAAGAUUCAAACCUUGUGCUCACAUGGGUUGUUUUGAUCUUGAGGUUUUUGUGGAAAUAAAUCAACGUUCUAGAAAGUGGCAAUGCCCCAUUUGUCUCAAGAACUAUGCAUUGGAGAAUAUCAUUAUUGAUCCUUACUUCAAUCGUAUUACAACUAUGUUAAGGCAUUGUGGAGAAGAUGUAACGGAGAUUGAGGUGAAGCCUGAUGGAUCUUGGCGUGUAAAGAAUAAAAAUGAAAGUGAACGGAGGGAUCUGGGGGAUCUUGCAUAUUGGCAUUUUCCUGAUGGUACUAUUUGUGUCCCUGAUACAGAAGUUAAACCAAAAGUGGAAGUGUUGAAGGAGAUCAAACAGGAAGGUAUUUCAGAAGGUCAUACUGGUUUGAAGCUCGGAAUAAGGAAGAAUCGCAAUGGCUUCUGGGAAGUCAGUAGACCUGAAGAUCUUAACACCUCUUCUGAUAAUAGAUUACAAGAAAAAUUUGGAAUCCAUGAACAGAAAGUUAUCCCAAUGAGCAGCAGUGCCACUGGAAGUGGUAGGGAUGGUGAAGAUCAAAGUGUAAAUCAGGAUGGAGGUGGAAAUUUUGAUUUUUCUACCACCACUGGGAUUGAGAUGGAUUCUAUAUCUCUGAAUGUUGAUUCAGCAUAUGGAUUUGGUGGACGAAGUACCUCUGCUCCAGUAGGAAAUGCUGAAGUUAUUGUUCUUAGUGACUCGGAAGGAGAGGAUGAUCUAAUAAUAUCUUCUGGAACUUACAAGAACAAUCGAAGUGAUACUGGUGCGGUAACCUUUUCUGUUUCCCCUCACGGAAUCACUGAAACAUACCCAGAAGAUCCCACUCUUGGAAAUGGUGGGAGUUCAUGCUUGGGUCUUUUUAAUGCCAAUGAGGAUGAAUUUGGGAUCCCUCUCUGGCCUCAACCUUCUGGAACUCAAGCAGGACCAGGUUUUCAGUUGUUUAGUUCUGAGGCAGAUGUGCCAGAUGGCCUAGUCGAUUUGCAGCAUGGUUCUAUGAAUUGUUCCACCUCAAUGAAUGGCUACACAUUGGCUCCAGAGAAUGCCAUGGGGUCUGCUACCCUAGUCCCAGAUCCUUCUGUUGGUCGCUCUGAUACCGAUUUUCUUGAUGGUUUGGUUGAUAAUCCCUUGGCGUUUGCUGGGGACGAUCCCUCACUUAAAAUAUUUCUUCCCACAAGGCCUUCAGAUGCGUCAGUACAGAAUGAUAUGAGAGAUCAGGCUGAUGUGUCAAAUGGUGUUCGAACUGAGGAUUGGAUUUCUCUUAGGCUUGGGGGUGGUGCCAGCGGCAAUAAUGGUGAGAUGACGCCUCGAAAUGGAUUGAAUUCGAGACAGCAAAUACCAUCCAGAGAAGAUGGCUUGAAUUCUUUGGCUGACACUGCUUCUUUGCUUCUUGGUAUGAACGACGAUAGAUCUGACAAAUCAAGUAGACAAAGAUCAGAUAGCCCUCUCUCUUUUUCUUUUCCUCGCCAGAAACGUUCUGUGAGGCCGCGAUUGUAUCUUUCUAUUGAGUCGGACUCAGAAUAGGGUAACUGGACCCACGUUUGAACCUUUUCUGGUGAUAGAAAACAUAUGAUUUUGUCGGAUAAGCCCAAGUUCAGUAUUAGUAGAGCCAAAGAAAGUCGACAAACAUUUGUUGAGCAUGGAGUGGGAAGUUUUAGAUGUGGUGCAAGGCAUCCACAGUGGAACAACAACACAGGAAAGCUGUUCUUGUCUUGUGAAAAAACUGUGCUGGCACCUGCGAAAUUUUUUCUUUAACAAUUGGUUUAGUUCAUGCUUCUCUGUUCAAUUCUCCAUGGAGACCUGCAGGUCCAGUGCUGGUAAUUUGUACAGCUGAUAGUCAUUUUAUUUGGGAUAGUCGGAAUUAGAUCCAUUGGUUUAAAACCUUUGGGUGUAGGCGGGGUUGCCUCCCUUACAAACACAUAAUCUGCCUUUUUGUCUCUGUUUUAUAUUGAGAGCAAAUAGCCUGUAAAUGUUAAUUUGGGUUCACUUAUUUAUAGAAAAAUUAAAUAAUUUUCAA
Molecule: messenger RNA, 3388 nt
Organism: Alnus glutinosa
Lineage: Eukaryota; Viridiplantae; Streptophyta; Magnoliopsida; Fagales; Betulaceae
Product: E3 SUMO-protein ligase SIZ1
Exons: 18
Coding region: 250-2895 (881 amino acids)
Biological process (GO): protein sumoylation
Molecular function (GO): zinc ion binding; SUMO ligase activity
Source: RefSeq, a predicted model, not a curated record